UAAUAGUAAUCCCAUCAUGCUUCGAGCAAAAAUGGAAGACAAAUAUGCAGGUGAGAGCAGGGUAGACGGAAACCUGUUGUUUACGAAUGCGGAACGGACACGCGUUUUUCGUAACGCUUUCCAAUGAUGCCACAUAUUAUUCCAGGCGGGAGACAGCGUGCCUCGUCUGAAGGAGAUGUAUUAGAAGACGAAGAAGACACAAUCCUUGCUUCAGGUGUGCUUGAUGGACUGACCGAAGCGCAUCGUAAUGUUAGUCGCAGUGCCAUCAUAACAACAACAGAAGACAGAGAAAACGUUGAUCCGAAGUUCUGUGCAGAAGACAGCAGUUUCAGCCAACAGAUCAGCAGAAAAAAAGGUCUGAAACCUAAGUUUUCCUUCAAAUCUGUUAAGAAAGCGGUAAGUCGUGCAUUUUCAAAGGAUUCGCCUUUGGGUUCGAACUCUUCUCUAAACAAGGAAGAGAUGCCAGCCCAAGUCAAAAUAUCGUGCUCAGGACCAUGGACACCAACGCUUAGGAGGAGAAACGCUGAAGAAGAAACAAGUGGGAGGUCAGGGGAGAACAUUAGUCGCAGACCAGGCAGAGAAAGUCAGGACAGAUCUGGAACCGAUUCCAUGAACCGCCCACUAAUCACAGACCCAGGUCUUAUGGUCAGUAAAUGGGAUCGCACCCCCGGAAAUAUAGGUCUUUUCAAUCAUGGUAACACAUGUUUCAUGAACGCGGUGCUUCAGUGCUUGAGUCACACGGAUUCUUUCACUGAGUACUUUGUUACGGAUUUGUAUAAAGAUGCUCUAAAAAACAGCAGAAACAGUUCUAAGAAAGUAGGAUCUAAAGGAGCUAAAGGUGAUGUAACAGAACAGCUUGGAUUACUAUUAAAGUGUAUGUGGUCCGAUAAAUACAACAGUGAAGUGUCCAUUGACUUCAAAGCUGUUGUGGGAAAAUACAACAGCCAAUACAAAGGAAGCUCCCAGCAUGAUGCUCAGGAGUUUUUGUUGUGGCUGCUUGACAGGAUUCAUGAGGAUCUAAUAGUACCUCCUCCUUCUCAAGGCAAGAAAAAGGGCAAGCACACAAAGAAUGUUGUGUCACCUGAUCAUCCCCAGACAGAUGAGGAACUUGCAAAAGCAGCAGAAUCUUCUACCAGCAGUAGCUUCAUCACUCAGCUAUUUCAGGCACUUCACUGCUCAUCACUCACUUGUCCCUACUGUAACCGACACUCUAAUACAUUUGAUCCCUACUUGUGUGUGUCUCUGCCUUUGCCGCAGAAAUGCCUUAGGCCAGUCUAUGUCACUGUUGCCUAUCUUGGUGAAUAUCAAAAAGAAAUAACUAUUGGACUGAGUCUGAAUAUAUAUGACACUGUCAAAGACUUAAGGGAUGCUCUGUCCACCGAAACAUCCAUUCCUGCUGACCAGCUGGUUUUGUGCCAACUGGCAAAAGAUGGGUUCUGUGCCACCUUCAGCAAUGAGCAGCUUCUUUCAGACUUACCUGAAAAUGGGUGCAUUUAUGCCAUUGAGAUGUACCCAGAGGAGUAUCAGUCGGCAGAGGAGUCUUCAGGCUUUGAGACAGUACAGAUUGUUGUCCUGCAUGUUGAGAGGACUGUCACUGCGCUGAAGAGAUUCUGCCAUCCUGAAGUAAUAAGAGUUUCAAGAGAAAUAAACAUGAAGAAUUUGCAAAGAGAGAUUCUUGGUAAACUUGGGGAUGCAGUCAAGCGAGAGGUCUUGGAUAAGCGGUUGCAGUACUUAUUUCAGCUACAAGUUGUUGAUGGCAGUUCUCGUCCAGUUUAUCUGCCUCCUGAUGUUGAAAUGCCUCUUUACACAGAGACUGUAGACAGAGUGCUGUCUAUGCUUGGUGAGGAGUUUGGACCACAACAUCUUAAACUCAUUGCUGAGUGGGAGUCAGAUGUGAAAGAAGUAGUUAUCAAGGAUGACAAAGAGCAUAUUGGAGAACAUGUGUCAGUGAGUCAAGUGCGCUCCUCUGCACAGCAGCCUGUCACUGUUUCAUUACAAGAGUGCUUCCAGUUGUACACACAGGAAGAGAAGUUGGCGGGAGAAGAUGCGUGGCUUUGUUCUCACUGCAAGAAGCCUCAAAAAGGUGCCACCAAAACAUUAGGAUUGUGGUCACUACCUGAUGUUCUAAUUCUUCAUCUUAAACGCUUCAAGCAGACAGGACUGAGGAGAAACAAGCUCAAUACUCUUGUCAACUUUCCUGUGGAAAAUCUGGACAUGACUCCCCACAUGGUACAUCGAAGUGAUCAGGAUCUCAGGCCGGAUGAUGUUACUUAUGAUCUGAUUGGUGUUUGCAAUCACUAUGGCAAUAUGAUGGGUGGUCAUUACACUGCAUUUUGCAAGAAUGGAUUGGAUGGGAUAUGGCAGGAGUUUGAUGAUCGUAAAGUGCAUGCUGUAGCUGAGGAUGAAGUUGUCACCAAGUUCUCCUACAUUCUUUUCUACCAGCGACGCAGCUUGACAAAGCUUAUCAAUCAGAAAAUUCACACUGCUGUACACUGGGUCUUUUCUAUUGAUUCUUUAGUUAAACUGAAUAAAACCUCAUCACCACAGCGCUACAGUAACUCAGGGGUAACUAGUACUAUCAAGAGGAAUUCUUCCAACUAUGAUGAUCAAGACACAUCAUCUUUACCUUUCCGUCGAAGUCUUAGCAAAGAGUGGAAUGGACCAUCAAGUCCCAUUCGCAGACCUGCUAUUAGACCUUUAACUCCUCAACCUCAGCGGCGGCAGAAUUUUGCUAUAGAUUCCUUUCAGCAGAGUCUGACUGCAAACAAACCAAGACCAUCAUUCAAUCCCACACGGCAUAGUCUUUAUCGUCAUGCAUCUGAUGCAGGCAUGCAAGGUAGGAAGAUUGAACUAGAGGCUAAAACUUCGGAGGUCUACAAGAAAGAGCAAACUGAACUUGAGCAUAAGCAUGCAGAAAGCAGUAGUCAGUCUCAGCCACAUGUCCUUCAGGUUCAGCUGCCUCCUAAACCCAAUGUUCCUCAGAAGAGCAAAGACCUGAUGGAAAGUGAGAUACCUAGAACGUUGAGAACAGAAAUUCUACAGCCUCAGCUAGCUCAUCUACCUGUAGAUGGUAAACACGGAGAUAAAAUCCAUGACUCACAUCAAAUGGAACAGCAACAAAUGCAUGAAUCACCAGGACUGUCUAGUAAAGUUGAUGUAGAUACACAAUCUACCAUCAGUCCUGACCCUCAACAGAACUGUUUACGAUCAACAAAAUCAAUAGAUGUUUCGGUUGUGGACCAUUCAUUCAGACCUUUUCAGGAUCAUCAGCCUGCCCCAAGAACAUCAUCGCAAUUUUCUCAUAGGCCAUACCAAAAUGAUGUAUACUCACGGGUUUUGCCACACCCAAAGGUCUAUGAAUCUCAGUCAUCUCGAUCUUCUAGUGACACUCAGAGUUCUUGUGACUCUCCUAGCUCACAGUCAGGACAAUUUGACCUUCUUGAUUCUAGAAUUUCUUCGUUUCCUAACGAUCCUGCUUCCUUUGACAGGAAGCUGGCAGAAACCAAGGACAGCGAAUCAAGUAGUCAGGCCCCUCCCUUGUUGACCAGAUCAGGAGUAUCCAACAUACCACGUCCACUUACUACCAAACCUCCUUUGCCACCAAAAUCAGUAGGUGGAAAAAUUGGAGAUGGUGCUCGGGUACUAGAUAGCAUAUCUAGUGGAGCAUCUGUUAUGAAUCGCCCAAACAGUUAUCAUCUUUCUAUCACAACUUCCCCUACCUCAUCACCAAGGAGAGAUAUCCAGCCACCACCAUCUCCUGCACCAAAAGAAAACACCAGAGAAAUUCAACAUCGUCUUAGUGAGAGAGAAAUAAGGGAUUCAGAUCACCUCCCUAAAACAGCAAGGCCCUCAGCAAGGGAUAUCCCACUGUGGAACAACCAACGAGAGGUUCUACUUCCAGAUGACAAGGCCUCUACCACAAGCCCAGUUUCAAGGGAUAAACAAGAAAGUAAUCUUAAAAUGGGAGGCCUUGUGCGAGAGCUUAAUGAACGCUUUGGAACAAGGAUGUCACCUGUUGAAGCCGACCGCUCAUUCAGAAGUAGAAGACCACAUGGGGUGCCUGAUCAGAAGUUUGCAACCAUAGCACGUGGCAAUCGAGAUAUGCGUUCAGAACGUCGUGAACCUAUAGCACCACCCAUGGUUCCAAGAUCUUCUACAGACUAUAAUAUACUGUACCACAGUAAUCUGACUAGCCCUAGCCUGGCCCUUUCCUCUGCACAGAGGUAUUCAGGGCACAGUGGAUUUUCCCCUCCUGCUGACAGACUGUCCAUGUCCAGCAGCAGUGGAAGUUAUGGCAAGUCAUCUUUAGAGGAUAGAUAUGGCAUUGAGCGCAGUGUAGUCCUUAGUGGACCGCAGUAUGCAAUCCGAGAACCAACAAUGGUUGUGAGAGAGAACAGGUCUCAAAUUUACCGUGGUCCCAUGUUCCAGCAUAGCAGGCCAAAGAAGGCUGCUGAUGACAUUACUGCUCCACAUUUGCGGGAGUCCUCAGUUUGAAGGCUGGGUAUUUGCCUUAACUGCUGAUAGGCAGGACUGUGUUCCAAUUUGCAUUUGGUUUUUUUUUUUUUGGAAUGGUGUUAUGUGAAGAAGCUGUUCCUAUGAAGAAGCUGUUGAGUAUAAUCUGCAACCAUUUGCUGAUUGGUUACCAUGGUUUUUGGAGUGUAAAACAUUGUCAGGAAAAUUCCUGUGAACUUAAACCUGAUUCAGGUGAUUGUCCGUGGAUAUUUUGUUUGGAGAUUUGCACGAUGAACUUGAGAAUUACAUAAGGAUUACCUACAUUGGUAUCAGUACCUGUUUACUUCCAGUCCAUGGUGGGUAAAAUCCUUGCUUAUGGUAGUGAUGCAUUUUAAUAUGAAAGUGCUUCAUGAAGUAAGGAGACGCAUUUGUGGAGAGUGAUUUAAAUGGCAAACGCGAUGUUACAAAACAAUCCUUCUAGUGGUCCCAUUGUGUUCAAGUGUGAGGAUUUUGUGUUGUGCAGGGAAAUUAGAGGUUGUUAACCGUACUUUGCAGAAUUAUGGAUUUAUGUGAUCGGACACAGUAAUCAAGAUUAAACCAUUGUGUUUUGUUUUGACUGCCAUCAGAAGAGUUGUUGUAAUUAAACCUAGCAUAAGAUGUUAUCAGUAGAAUCAAAUUUUUAAGUCCCAUGUUGAACCGCAAAAAUACUCAGUAGCUGAAAUGCAAUAUUAUCUCACUUCACACUGUUCCGUUCACUUCUGUAUGUGUGAGAGAGAGAAAGAGAGAAAUAGAAUACUGCUAGAAUAUUACGCAGGCCUUUUCAGUAAAUUUGAGUUUCCCUAUUUUACCCCUUCCCAAUACAUAAAUAGGCAUAGGAAAUACCUCUGCACCUGACUGGCCGAUUGUUGGUUGUUGAUAUGUUUUGGUAUGCAGCACACUGAACUCACAGCCACAGUAAGAAAUGUGCUUUACAAAUUCAAUAAUUACCAUAAGGAAGAGAUAAAUGUGUGUGUGUGAGAGAAAGAGAGAGCAAGGAUAGGUAAAUAAAAAAAUUGAAAACAGUUUCUUCAAUUUUUUUUCCUAUUUUUGUUCCUAACUUUGAAUGUUUUUCCCAGAGGAUACAAUGCUUUGAGAAUUUAUGCAUGACAUUCCUAGAACAUAUCAAGUUUGUAGUGCUUAAACUUUUGUGGGUAUGGAGAGUCUGCUAUAUACAUAUUCUUUCCCAAUCAUUCUUUCUGUUAAUAGCAUUAAUAUACCAAACCCAAGAUUUAGCAGUGCCACAUAAUUUUAAAGUGGGUGAGAAUAUUCUUCUGUGCAAAACUGACAACUAGGUUAUUAUUUUGUUAAUAUUAUAAAGGAAUAAUCUUUUAAAAAAUGAAUUGGUGAUUUGAUUGUGGUCAAUAAUGGUAAUUCAUUAAAGCUGAAAGAUUAAAAAUUACAGCCUUUCUCAUUUGCAUUUGCUUUUAAAAAAUAUCACAACUCUGAUUGGGUGAAAACAAGAACAUGAAAACAGUUUCCUAAGCAUAUAAUGCCUUUUAUUGCCAUUUUUCAGUUAAUGAGAGAUUAGUAGCAUUCACAGAGUGAUUUCAUAUUAAUCUGAUAGGAAAGGUCCCAAAUUAACAGUUGUCAUAUAUUUUACCGUCUUUCAGAAAAUGCUUGAGUAGCAAAGUGCCAUUAUGCAGUUCUGUUAUGCCGUGUCCCCAUUCCUUCACAUAGAAUUAGGCUUCAGAGAUCAGUUGCCUGGGGUCAGUAAUGUUAGAUGUAAAAUGACAUUGUCAAACACUUGUUGGCUGAAAUGAGUAUUUCUGUAAAAUUCAAGGUUUGAGUAUAGAGUGGUCUGCAUGCUUAUGAAAUAUUUUGAAAGAGAAAAUACAUAUCUAAGCAACAUAAGAAAACAACAAAAAAAAACCCAAAUGUGAUUUCAGGGGAAAAUGCCAUGGCUGUGAUUUGGAAAAUGUAAUGAGAAUAUAUGCAACAACACCCUCUCCCCGAGGGUGGGGGGAACUGUCACCAAGAGUUCAUAUUGUAUUUAGCAUGGAAAAGUCUGUGAUAGUUGCUUUGUUUGAAGUAAUUGUGUCAACAUUUUUUUGUCUUCUGUUUUUCUUUUAUCUUCUCAUUCAAUGCACAUGCACAUACAAUCCACACGUCUGAAAAUGUGAAAUGUUCUGUACAUGAUGUAGCUGGGUUUUGAAAACAGUUUUUGUAUUUGUUUACCCCAGAAAUAUCCUGAAAAUUAUUGGUGUUUUUCAAUGUUUUAUAAAAUCUUUGGUGGUGGUUUGGAGGGAGGUGAAACUGUCAAAAUAUAUUUUGUUUUUUAAAACAUUGUUUAUGCAUACUAAAUAUAUUUGAAUUGAGGUUAUGAUUAUCCAUUUACUUAGUGUCUGAUGUUUUUAUUUCUAAUAAUUUCUAAACAUGCAUACCUACACCAACCAGAAUUACCCAGAUCAGAAUAUGAGUUGUGGAUUUUUUGUGAUGCUGAACUUAGGAGGAAAGUAUUCUUAUACCUCAUGUCCUAAUAUAUCAUACUGCCAGUUGAACACAUCUGUCUCUAAGCUAAACAAGACAUAAGCUUUGAGAAGAAAGAACUUUCAGUAGAAAAGAUUCUGUAGACAGUGUUCGUGUGUAAUUCUGUAAGUGUAAUUGACACCGUCAUCCAUAUACUGAUAUUAAUAGCACAGUAUUGUUAUCAUUUUGGUAUUGUAUUUACAAGACUCAAUACUGUAGUUUGAAAAGGUUUCAUGAGGUAUUCCCUUUGCUUGUGCCUGUGUGUGCGCAUGCUUGUGAAUGCAAUGUGCAUAAGUGGUUUGAUGGGCAGGAAUGUGUACAGGAUUUUAUAAAAUUAGAGUGAUUUCCAUGACUACAUGUUGACAUCAUCACAUGUUUUUACAUGUUGCAGUUGUGAUUAAGAAUGUGUUAUGAUUACAUGUUUACAUUCUCACAUAUUGCAGAUGUGAUUAGCUGGUUGUUUGCUAUUGCUGCGACUUAAGUAUGCAUCCCGGAAAGGUUAGAGCAGAUAUUUCGGCAAUGAAGUUAUGCCUUUUUCCAAAGUCCAUUGUUUUUGUUAUAAUUGCGCCCAGUUUUAUCACAAUAUUUUUCUUGCAUAUAUUGCUAUUGUUUCUUGUGAAGAAGUCUUGUUGUGAAAUGAAAAGAAUCAUAAGCCACAACAGGAUAAAUUGAAAUAGAGUGACAAUUAUUUUGUCUCAUAAGGUCUCUGUGACCACGAUGUUCUCAUAUACCUGCGAUGCAGGUGUUUGUUCCAUGCUUACCUGAUGUGCUUUUAUCCAGAAAUAUUUUCCUUUAAAUUCAUCCCACUAAAGCUUUAUAUUUCACACACAUUCCUUUAUCAUCUUUAAAAUUCUGCAGUUAUAAAGCUGUGACAUAAAAAUAGGUGAUAUCCAGCUUGAAUUUUGUGCUGCAUCAGCAACUUAAACAGCAUAACUGUAAUACCCAUUAUGUACACUUCAUUCUAUAUGAAAAGAGAACAAGACUACUUCUUUGGUGUUCACUUUUUUUAAUGGCUAUAGGGGUCAACCCUAAAAAUGUUUUAUUUCCAAUUAAGAAUAAGAAGAUAUGGGGUCAUACAAAGCUAGCUGAUGAUAAAAAAGCAGGCAAGGUAGGGAAUAUAAUUGUCUAAAGCUAUGCUAUUUUUUUUUUUUUUUUUUUGGCAAAUGCUACAUUGUAGGCUGUGAGGAUGAUGCACGUAUUGCACCUGGUUCUAGCUGGUAGCUACUCGCACACACACAUGUACAUGCAUGCAUGGAGCGUAAUUUAUUGUGUUUUUAUCAGUUCUUCUGAAAGGGGUACUUUUGCAAAUCCCUCUUUAUCUAAUUUUAGAUGCUGCUAUUUUUACUAAUCAUAAAACCAUGACAUUAUUACUGUGCUCAGAUUGUCUUGACAUUUAUUGUUAAUAUUCUGUUUUAAAAAGCAUUCCUUAACCCUCACUUGUACAGUUUUCAUUGGAGUGGAAGAAAAAUUAUAAUGAUGCUCCCUUUUAUGUAUUUGUGAAAAGUUAACAUGCCAACCAGUCACAUAAUAUCUUUAAAGUUUAGAUGCCAAGAUUUUUGGAUAUAUUUGCCAUAAAUGGAAUGCAAAGGAAUGACGAGUGGCAUACAAGAAUAUGAGCUGUUAUGUUAAAGAGCUCAGGAGUUUUAGGGUUUCCCAUCCUGUAAAAAUAAUAUUUUCUAGGGAUCAGAAAAUGUAAGUGAUUUGGUUUCUGUAAAUAUAAAAGUUAAGGUUGGAGCUAUCAUUGUUUAGCCUCUAGUAAACCAGACAAGAAAAGUGAUAUUUCAUGAUUACUUGCUAUCAGUGACAUUUUAUUACAUGUAUAAAAACAGGGAUAAAAGUCAUGAUAUGAACAGUUAUACAUUGAUGUGUUUUUUCAAUCAUUGUUCAAAAAGACUAAUAUUUUUUUUAUUAGGGGUGAGAGGUGGGGCUAAACCCCAACAAUUUAUGAAAACCAUUUUUUUCAUAAUCAUCUUAGCUAAGGACAUUAAUCAAGAAGCACAAUAUACAUGGCUGGUGGUGUGAAUUUCUUCAGGAUUUGCAGAAAAUGAGCUUAAAACUGCUUGAUAAAGUUAUAAAUGAAGAGCACAAUUUUUUUUUUUUAAUAACCACACCAAAUAGUAUCAGAUACUGGAGAAAACAAUGUUAUGACAUUAAGUCUCAAAGUGGUCAGUUCAUAUAUUUGUAAUUCAUACAUAAACAAGUGUCAGUUUUUCAUGUGUAGAAUGUGUGUAAAACAUGCAAGAGAGUCUAAAUCAGUUAAAGAAAGUUUGCCAAAGGGCUUUGAAAAUGUGAAUGAUUUAGGAUUCUAAAAACAAAAGACUAUUGUUGGUGUGGGGGGGGGGGCUUAUCAUUUAAGAUUUUUUUUUUUAACCAGAUAUAAGAAGCUGUUAUUUUGUCAUUAUUAUCAAAUGUAAGUUACAGUAUUGUAAGCAUAAAAAACGAUACUAAUAAUGAAAGCAGUUUCUUUAUAUCAGGGAUAAAACAAAUUCAACAGCAUAUACAUUAAUUUUUAAAAGUCUUCGUUUUUCUGGCUGGUUGGUAAACCCCCAGUAAUUUUAACGGAGGGUCUAUAAAUGGGAAACACCAAAGUAUUCUUAAUUUUUUUUCACAGGUAUUAAUGAAGGACUAACUAUUAUUUGAUUAUAAUAAUUUGAUGAUUAUAAAGCAUUUCCAAUCUUCCUCGCUAUCACCACCACCAAGAUUGACAGGAUGACAAAUGCCACAGAGAUUAAGUGUUCAUCAGGGUAUCAUCUCAUUGAUGAAGAUAUGGAGAAAAGAUGCUUCCUCUUGGGAUUUGAGUUGCAGGAUAUUCACAAAGCAGAGCUACAAACAUAACUGAUAAAAAUGUCAAUCGUAAUGUUCAUUGUAUAUAUAAAAACUGAUUUUUUUAUUAUUAUUAUUAUUUGGAAGAACAUUGGGGUAUGCAUGUGCUUGACUGACCUAUGCAUUUGUCCCUGAUCUUGCCAGACUGCAUUAAAGUUUACAAGUUUCAUGCUGUCCCGUAUUAUGCAACAUAUUAUCAUCCAAUUCUCAGAAUAUCCUCUAGGGAAAAAAAAUUUACAAGAGCUUCUACUUAUAAAAACAAGAUGAACUUGGUGUUAUAGUCUGCAGGAAUUCUGAUAUUAAGCUGUCUGCCAGAGUUUAAUGUCUGGAAGACAAAUGUUCCUCUAAGUAUGUUGCAGCCGAAGACUUUGUGGAAGAGUGUGUCUAACCUUAACAACUAUUUUCUUGUUCUUGACUAGGCAUAACCUCAUAGUAACCACAAAGUCCUCAUGAGCAUUGGUCAUGUCUUCAGAAUGGGUAAAGGGUAGCUGUAGUAAAACAAGUCUUUUCCUAGUAAUAUUCUGUGAAACAUUUGUUGCAAGAGUACAAACUGCAGUAUUGUAACAUCCUUGUCAUUCUUUCAGAAUAGGUGCAAUGUAUAUUUGUCUAGUAGUGGUAGCACUUGUGUGGAAUUAGGACAUGAAUGCUUCAUUAUCAGCAUUUUAAAUUUAAAAUGAUGGAGGUCCUUGCAUGUGUUGUAUUUUUGUAAUACCCUAAUGCACACCCAUACUAUAAUACCUAAGGGAUAAUGCUUACAUAUAUAUAUAUUAUGUGUAUAUAUUUGUGAUUUUUUAUUCUGUAAAAUUCAUUGGUGCUUUGCAAUGUUCAGACAUUUAGAGGUUUUUUUUUUUGUGUACUUUUGGGCAGUCAAAUGUUUGCAGAUGUUCAGAGUUUGUUUUCAUAAUUACAGUAGCUCUUCUAACCCUGAACAAACAGACCAAGAUUGCAAUGAUUCUCAUCAUAUUCAUAUUAUCAGUGAUUUUAUACUCGUUACAUAACGUGGAAAUUUUUGUUAAGUGGCAGAGAUGAGGUGGGCGUGAGGGGGUGGGGGUGGAAUUGCUUUCGCUUCUUAGAUCUUGACAAUACAUUCAUGCAUAGAAUGCAUAUUGAAAUGUUGUGUAUGUGCGAGUGCUCAAAGCUUGAGCUUUGUGUCAUAUAUACAUAUAAAAUGGUAAAACCCUU
Molecule: messenger RNA, 10962 nt
Organism: Pomacea canaliculata
Lineage: Eukaryota; Metazoa; Mollusca; Gastropoda; Architaenioglossa; Ampullariidae
Product: ubiquitin carboxyl-terminal hydrolase 31-like
Exons: 11
Coding region: 124-4494 (1456 amino acids)
Biological process (GO): protein deubiquitination
Molecular function (GO): cysteine-type deubiquitinase activity
Source: RefSeq, a predicted model, not a curated record